UACACAGAAAGAUGCUUAUUCAAUCAUUAUUAUGAAAAAUAAAACUAAAAUAAGUCCGUAUAUAGUAUAUUUAUUGAAAGCAUUUUCGCUUCUUUCUUAUUUUGUAUCCUUUCAUGGAGCGGAUUUGAUUAUGUAACAUUCGAAGAGACCUACAAACAUAGUAGGAAACCAAAAAGGAAACUUUCUCAUGGCUUCUGCUGCUGCUGCACAAGAAUGGAGAUAUGAUGUGUUCCUUAGUUUCAGAGGUGGAGACACUCGAAACAAUUUUACUAGCCAUCUGUAUAACGAUUUGAUUCGAAAGGGAGUCAUCACCUUCAAGGAUGAUAGAGAACUUCCAAAAGGAGAGUCCGUGCCUCAACAGCUCCCUAAAGCAAUACAAGAUUCAGGAAUCUUGGUUGUCAUUUUCUCACAAAAUUAUGCUAAUUCCACUUGGUGUUUGGAUGAACUCGUAAAAAUUUUUGAAUGCAAGAAAGCUGGGAGGCAGACCGUUUUGCCUAUUUUCUAUGAUGUGAGUCCAUAUGAUGUGCAAAAUCAGGAUGGUAAAUUUGGAGAACCCUUCACUGAGUAUGAAAAACUUUUCAAAAACCACUUUCAGAAGGUCCAAGAAUGGAGAGUUGCAUUAACGGAGGUGGCCAACCUCUCUGGAUGGCAUCUAGGCGACAGGGAUGAGUCAAAGUUUAUUGACGAAAUUGUUGAGGCCAUACUUAGACGAUUGAGAAGAUCAAGUCAUAGCAUUGCCAAGGAUUUUGUGGGAAUGGAGUCUAGGUUGGAGAAAAUGUUUGAUUAUUUGGACCUAGAGCAAUUGAAUAAAGUUCGAAUUAUAGGGAUAUGUGGGAUGGGAGGAAUAGGUAAAACAACUAUUGCUGGUGUUGUUUACAAGGAUAUUCGUUGGCAAUUUGAAGGUAGUUGUUUAUUCGUUGGCAAUUUGAAGGUAGUUGUUUCCUUGGAAGUUAUGUAUGACGGCAUACCAGUAUAUGAUGUUUAUGGAGGAACUGAUGAGAUAAGAAAUAGAUUUUGUCGUAAAAGGAUUUUGGUCAUUCUUGAUGAUGUAGAUCAGCUGGAGCAAUUAGAGUCAUUGAUUGGAAGAAGGGAUGAAAAUUGGUUUGGUAUUGGAAGUAGAGUCAUAAUAACAACAAGAGAUGAACAUUUAUUGAAACAACAUGGAGUAGAUGAGACAUACUGGGUUGAGGGGUUAAAUUAUGAAGAUGCUUCUGAACUCUUUUGCUCAAAAGCCAUCAAGAACAAUUUUCACGAGGAGGAAUACCGAGAGCUUUGUCAUGAGUUCGUAAAAUAUGCCAGUGGCCUCCCUUUAGCUCUUAAAGUUUUAGGUUCAUCUUUGUUUGGUAAAUCUGUGAAGGAAUGGAACAAGACAUUAGAUAAAUUGAAAAAAAUUCCAAAUGAAGAAAUUCUAAGCAAGCUUCAAUUAAGUUAUGAUGGGCUUGACAGAACAUCACAAGAAAUAUUCCUUGAUAUUGCAUGUUUCUUCAAAGGAAUGGAGACAGAUUAUGUGCUAAAAGUACUAGAAAGUUGUGGAUUCUUCCCAGAUAGUGCAAUAGGAGACCUCAUUGAUAAAUCUCUCAUAACUAUUUGUUGUGGAAGUGUGUGGAUGCAUGAUUUGAUUCAAGAAAUGGGAAGAGAAAUUGUUCAUAAAGAAUCUCGUGAAAAUCCAGGGCUACGUAGGAGAAUAUGGCUUGACAAGGAUGUCUCUCACAUUCAAGUGAAGAACAUGGAAGCAAAUGCUAAGGCUAUAGUCUUGCGUUCCUGGAAACAAGAGGAACAAUUGAGUGCUAAAGUCUUCUCCAGAAUGAAAGUGCUAAGAUUGCUCAUACUCCGAGAUGUACCCGCGUCUCAGGAUAUUGAAUAUCUUUCCAAUGAAUUAAGGUAUUUGGAAUGGUAUAAAUGUCCUUGUAAAUCUUUUCCAUCAAAUUUUCAACCAGGUAAACUUGUCGAGCUCCAUAUGAAAUGCAGCAAUAUUGAACAACUAUGGAAGAGAUCGAUUAAACCCGUUAAUGAGUUGUUGAAGGUCAUUGAUCUUAGUUACUCAAGAAGUCUAAUCAAGACCCCGGACUUUCAAGGGCUCCCGAAUCUUGAGAAGUUGAAUCUUGAAGGGUGUGAGAGCCUGCGUGAAGUACACCAAUCUAUCGGAGUUAUGAAAAGGCUUGUUUUUCUGAACCUGAAGAACUGUAGAAACCUUGUGGCUCUUCCGAGUAGCAUGUGUAACUUGAAGUCCCUUCAGACUCUUAUCUUGAGUGGUUGUUCAAAACUUAUAAAACUUCCAGAUAGGUGGGAGGAUAUGACCUGUUUGGAGAAGCUUGAUGCAACUGGGAUUGGUAUGGAACAAUUGGAAUUAGCUGAACAAUGGGAUUUCCAUCUCCCACCAUGGCUGAUGUCUUGGACUUGGAAGAAUCCACAUCCUAUGGCAAUUGUGUUUUCUUCAGGUUUACCCGCUUUGAAAGAACUAAAUGCAAGUUACUGCAAGCUCCCAGAACGAGCAAUUCCCAAUGACCUCAGUGUCUCCUUCCCCUUCCUGGAACGUCUCGAUCUAAGUGGAAAUAAUUUUGUAAGCUUACCAUCAAGCAUCAGUAAUCUUUCCCAUCUUGAUUCUCUCGAAGUAUCUAAUUGCAAGAGGCUUCAGUUAUUGCCAGAUCUUCCAUCGACAAUUACAAGUCUACAUGCCAAUAAUUGCACUUCUCUGGAAAAUCUUCCAAAUGUAUCUGAAAAACAAAAUAAUCCGGUGAAUAUUUUGAUGGAAUUCUCAAAUUGCUCCAAAUUGAAUGAUAAUUAUCAAGGGAAUAUCAAAGCGGCAUUUACAUGGUUGAAAAGUCACCUUCUUUUUCUUCUAGCAAGUCGUUUGGUGCUUAGCAUGCGACAUGAAAGAUGUUGCCCUGAGAAAGGGUACUAUCUAGGUGAGCCACAUUCGCUCAUGUUCCUUGACAUCUCUAUGCGGUUCCCUGGGAGCGAAAUUCCUGAAUGGUUCAACUGUCAGAGUUCCAGCAAUCCGCUGACACUACUCCUACCUCCAUGUGAAAAGUGGUGGAACAUUGCAGGUUUUGUUAUUUGUGUUGUGAUUUCAGGAAAAGCAGUUUAUGAGGGACAGCGUCCUUGUAAGUUUACACUAUAUGAGGAAAACAAGGAGGUUUGGAACAGCUACCUUAGUCUUAAAUUCCCUUCAAACGAUGUGCCUCUUACAUCAGACCAUCUUUACAUCUUCUCUGUUGCCAAUCCCAUUCCCAUUAAAUACCCUUCAUAUGUGCGUUUUGAAUCAGGCCAUUGUUACAGCUCCUCUGGUGCCAGUCCCAUUCCCAGAGAUCCUUAUGAAGAACAAGGUGUGACUGAGGUCGAGCUAACUUUCGAUGAAAAUGUAAUCAAAAGGUGUGGAAUACGCAUUGUGCGUGCGAACGAAUUAAAAGAAUUAAUCCAAAAAAGAAAACCUUCAGAAGAAGAUACAGAGUUGGGAUUGGAGUCAGAGUGGGUGAGGAAGAUAAGUUCGUAUCUGGAAUUAAUUGAUAGCUCAAGUGCCAAUCCGAUUCCCAUAGAUCCUUGUGAAGAACAAAGUGUAACUGAGGAUACAGAGUUUGGAUUCAGGGAAUUGAGGCGUUCGUAUCUGGAACUAAUCGAUACAGUAAUUCGGAAGAAGACACGGAGUUGGGAGAUGAAGAUACCGAGUUGUUCGCAUGGGAACUAUGUGCAUACAGAACUAGUGGGUUCUGUCGGGGAGUUAAAUCAGUUAAGAGAUACUCCUUUGACGCUUUCAUAUUGGAGAUUACGUUUUUUUUUUUUCUUUACUAUUUUGAAUUAUUCAGGAAAUUACCCUUUCUCGGUCUUUUAUUGAAUUGAAAUAAAAAUAUUGGUUAAUUUGAUGGAAAGUAAAAUAUUAACAUUAAGACAAGAUUUUAGUGUAGAAA
Jatropha curcas is the source of this 3905-nucleotide messenger RNA. The record is from RefSeq and is a predicted model, not a curated record. NCBI's taxonomy places the organism in Eukaryota, Viridiplantae, Streptophyta, Magnoliopsida, Malpighiales, Euphorbiaceae.